CCUCUCACAGUGAGUGCAGUGCUGUCAACCACAAAGAUUUGCUUUGUCUCUCUUUACCGGUGCAGGUGCUUCUAACCCAGCUGCAUGCUGAGUGCCUGGACAGUUUUUAGCGUAAAAAGAUGAGUGACUCACUGGAGAGGACAACAGAAUGCCCUCUAGCAACGCUCGGAGAGGAGCCCUGUCCAGAGGAUAAAGAGGAUGUACCAGAAGCGAGUGAAGUAUGCUGGCAAGAUGGAGGACUACCAGUGGAGCUUCAGAGAGGGAUGGAGAGCCUGCGAGUCAACAAAGAGCUGACUGACGUGACGCUGUGUGUUCAAGGACACAACUUUGCCUGCCACAGAGCCAUUCUUGCUGCUGCCAGUCAAUAUUUUCGGGCCAUGUUUUGCAGCGGUCUCAAGGAGAGCCACGAGGACUGUGUGGAAAUGAAAGGGGUUGACAGCGGAACGAUGAGCUCUCUGCUGGAGUACACAUACACCAGCAAGGCCCUCCUCACCCACUCAAAUGUCCAGAGGAUACUCGAGGCCGCCUGUCAGUUUCAGUUCCUGCGUGUGGUAGAUGCAUGUACUGGAUUUCUGAGCAAGUCUAUGCAACUGGACACCUGCGUUGGGAUCCUGAACCUGGCUGACAGCCACGCCCUGCCAGCCCUGAAGACCAAGGCUCAGGACUACAUCAGCGCUCAGUUCUCUCAGGUGGUCACGCAGCAGGACUUCUUGGAGCUGCCAGCAGAGUCUCUGGAGGCCAUCUUGCAGAGGGACGACCUCGACGCGAAGUUUGAGGAGUGUGUGUUCGAAGCGCUGAUGUGCUGGGUGAGGGCCCGGCAGGAUGAGCGCUAUCCAUCACUGGCCAGGUUGCUUUCCCGUGUGAGGCUCCCUUUGUUGGAGCCGGCGUACUUUGUGGAGAAAGUGGAGUCAGAUGAGCUGAUCCGUGGCUGCGCUGAGGCCUUUCCUCUGCUGCAGGAGGCCCGGCUCUACCACCUCUCAGGCAGGGAGGUGGUCUCAGAACGAACCAAACCCCGUGAGCAGUUCUUUCUGUCAGAGGUGUUCUUGAUUAUCGGAGGCUGCACUAAAGAUGAACGCUUUGUUUCUACCGUCACCUGGGGCAAAGAGACACAGCAUGAUGUUUGGAAAUAUAAUGGCGCCCUGGACAAGUGGAUCCAAAUCGAGUCCCUGUCAACCGGACGGUGGAGACACAAGAUGGCGGUUCAUAGUGGGAAGGUGUACGUGCUUGGAGGAUUUGAUGGAGUACAGAGACAUGCUAGUGUAGAGUCAUAUGAUCCUUUUCAUAAUCGUUGGACUCAGGUGACACCUCUCGCGCUGGGUGUUAGCUCAUUCGCAGCAACAAGCUUUGACAAAUGGAUCUAUGUGAUUGGCGGGGGCCCUAACGGAAAGCUAGCCACAGAUCAGGUUCAAUGCUGGCAACCAGGAUCAGAAGGCUGGGAAUUCCGGGCACCAAUUCCCAUUGAAACUAAAUGCACAAAUGCGGUUACGUUCAAGAACUGCAUCUAUGUAGUUGGUGGCGCCAUGCAUGCCAUGUACUGCUACUCCCCUUUGGCUGACUCCUGGUCCCUUGUGACCCGUCUGGGGGAGAGGGCAAGCUGUGCCAUCGCCGCCUGCAACAACAAACUUUUCAUCACGGGAGGAAGGGACAACAAGAACCAAGUCAUCUCCACAGUGAUGUGCUGGGAUGUUGCUCAAGGGCUGUUGACAGAGGAGUGUGUACUACCUAUGGGAGUGUCGCACCAUGGCAGCGUGACACUCAUGAAGUCCUACACACACAUACACAAAAUUACUCCUCCAUCAGAGUGCCAGUGACACAGGCCUCUGCUAACUGGACUAAUGUUGCUGGGGUUGGCGGUUAAAUGUUGCAGGGUAAUUGUACCCAUAUGCUCAGUUUAGUUGCCUUGUUUGUUCCAGUUGAAGCACAAAGAACUUUUAAAACAUUUUAUGUUUUACUGAACUCUAACUUUUGUUAAAUAAAAAAAAAAAGAUUUUCAUUGUUUGUUUGUUUUCUCUCUUUCUCCCAACAUUCCUAACUGAAGGGAAAAUAAAACUAA
This is a messenger RNA of Menidia menidia (Atlantic silverside), 2053 nucleotides long. NCBI's taxonomy places the organism in Eukaryota, Metazoa, Chordata, Actinopteri, Atheriniformes, Atherinopsidae. The record is from the annotation of a GenBank genome assembly.